Messenger RNA from Brassica rapa (field mustard), 1642 nucleotides. Its product is annotated as farnesol kinase, chloroplastic-like. Gene Ontology annotation, molecular function: kinase activity. Lineage: Eukaryota; Viridiplantae; Streptophyta; Magnoliopsida; Brassicales; Brassicaceae. The record is from RefSeq and is a predicted model, not a curated record.
GAUGAGAGACAAAACCCAAUCCAUUUUGCAUUUCUCACUAACUCCACCCGCGCCAUAGAAGUUUGAGUGACCAAGAACUAAACAACUGUCUCUAUCAAAAUUUAAUAGCCAUUAUGAUGUCUGGGGUUCAAACUCCAGAAAACUCUUCAGCAUGGAGCAAGGGCGUAUCAUCGAACAUGGAUCUCAUAGGGCGGCUCGGAGCGAUGCAGUCAGACGUGCAUUCUCAUAUGAUGGUAGAAUUGUCGGCUGUAAAAUCGUUUAUGUAAUAUUUUUCGUCGUUGUAAUAGCAUAAUUAAUCACACGUUCAAAAAAAAACAGUAAAAAUCGUUAGGUUACCCCAAAUACACUCUUCCAAGAGAAAACAAAACAAAAGACAAUUAACACCUUUUAGGGAAAUUAAUAAUCUACCAAACUUUUGUGUGCUUGAGCUAUAGCUAACAACCAAUCAGUACCGUUUAUUUAAUGCAGUUGAAAUAGUAUUUGAUAAAAAAGGUUGUUCGUUGGGAUUUGCAGAGAAAAUGUAUACUAAGAGCUUCUCUCACAUUUUAUCAUCUCCACUUAUCGUUGACUCUCCUUCUCCUUCUUCUUCUUCUUCCUCUCUCGCCGUCCCUUGCUUCUUCUCUCCGACUAGUCUUAAAUCAUCAAGCGCCAGUCUCCAGGCGACGUAUUUCCACAGGUACUCUCAUCCUCGGAGUCUAACGUCUUCGCUUGCCGCCGUAAUGUUUCCGGAAAACUCGGUACUCUCAGAUGUCUGCGCGACAGGAAUCUCCGGCGUCGUCGCGUUCUCGUGUCUUGGUUUCUGGGGAGAGGUUGGCAAACGCGGCAUCUUCGACCAGAAACUUAUCAGGAAGCUUGUGCACAUAAACAUUGGCCUUGUUUUUAUACUUUGCUGGCCACUCUUCAGUUCUGGACUCCAAGGAGCGCUUUUCGCUUCUCUUAUACCUGGACUCAAUAUUAUAAGGAUGCUUCUCCUGGGCCUUGGAGUCUACCAAGACGAAGGAACUAUCAAGUCUAUGAGCAGACACGGAGAUCGCAGGGAACUUCUUAAGGGACCGUUUUAUUAUGCACUCUCAAUCACAUCAGCAUGUAUCUUCUAUUGGAAGACAUCCCCUAUAGCCAUUGCAGUGGUAUGCAACCUCUGCGCAGGAGAUGGUAUGGCUGACAUUGUUGGGAGGAGGCUUGGAACAAAGAAGCUUCCUUACAACAGAAACAAGUCAGUAGCUGGUAGCGUUGGGAUGGCAAUCUCAGGGUUCUUAGCAUCUGUCGCCUAUAUGUACUACUUUGCUUCGUUUGGUUACAUCAAGAAUAGCGGGUGGGAUAUGAUUCUUCGCUUCUUCAUCAUCUCUAUAGCAUCUGCUCUUGUGGAAUCACUCCCUAUAAGCACUGACAUUGACGACAAUCUCACCGUUUCCUUAACAUCUGCCUUGGUCGGUACUCUACUCUUCUAAUUGUAGCAACGACUCUCUUGCCAUGUAUCAUUAAAUACAGAGUCAUCGAGCUUGAUUGCCUUGCCUCUGUGGUGUAAAACUCAGUAAAAAACAUUUUACAUUUGGUAAAGACUAAAGAGAAUAGUUCUAAGUUGUAACCAAGAACUAAACAAGUGUCUCUUUCAUAUUUUAAAUAUCCAUCGGACAUCGUUGCG